ACGGCGCAGUCCGGACGCGAAAGGCACACCUCGCCACUAGAAAAUUCUCCCCGCAGGGCCAGGAGCUCCCGGCCGAAAUUCCCCAACCCUCCGCGGUCCGUCCGCGCGCGCCCCCUACCCCACCGCCACCACCGACCACCGUCUCGCGGCCGCCCACCGCCAUGCGCAUCCGCCGCUACGCCGCGCGCCUCCUCUCCUCCUCCUCGGGCUCCGCCACCACCACCACCAACCCCGCCUCGCCCCCGCCGCCGCCCGCCGCGUCCUGGCUCCACGCCGCCACCGAAGACUGCUGCGCCUUCUGCGAGCUCAACCGGUCCGCCCCGCAGGAGGGUCCGAACGCAAUCAAGCACAAAGGGCACAUUGCCGGUCGGGUGCCUGAACCCGAGGUCAGGGGCGAAGAGCGCGUCGGCCUAGCCCAUCGGCCGCCCGCUCCGGAAGCUAAAAAAUGCAAGAUUGAUCAUGGACCUCAUAUGAGUGAAGCUGCCGUGGGACUGGUAGUUACAAGGGUUGGUUCUGGGGUUAGCGAAGCUGCCGUGAAGCUGGAAGGUGCAGGAGGAUUUACUCUUGCUAGUGAGGUUGAUGCUGAGCCUGCAGUUAACGCUGCAACUUUCAUUAUCAGUGAUGCUGCCAUUGAGCAGGACGUUACAUGUAUAACUUCUGCUAUGAGUGAAUCUGCCUCUGAGCCUGAGGUUACAGGGGGUGAUUCUAUUGUGAAUGGAUCAACCACUGAAUUAGAAUUUUUAAAGGGUGUGUCCAUUGCUAAUGAAGUGGCUACUGAUCCGGAAGUUAAGAAGCGACUUUCUCUUGAGAGUAAAGCUGCUACUGUGCCAGGGGUUACAGGCAUGCUGCCAGAAGUUACAGGGGAACCUUUUCUUAACAAUGGAUCUGGCGCGGAACUGGAAGUUGUAGGGAAAACUUUUUUUGUUAAUGAAGCUUCUAUUGAGCCAGAACUUAUGGAGAGAGAUCCUCAUGUGAGCAAAGCUGUCACUGAUCCAGGAGCUACAAUCUCUGUGCCGGAAGUUGCCGGGACAGGAGCUUCUCUUGUGCAUGAAGCUGCGAAACUGGAAGCUACAGGGGUGGAUUAUAUUGCUAGUGAAGCUGUUUCAGAAUCGGAAGAUACUGGCAGAGCUUCUAGCAAUGGAGAUGGUGAUGCUGCUUUAGACGAUACAUGGCUGCCUGAUAGCGAUAUUGAGUUAGACAAUGUGCAGGUCAGAAAUGCUAGAGAGACUGUUGCCAGCACAGUGCAUCCUUAUCAAUAUGAUGCAGCAGAUGUUGGUGAUUUUGUGAAAUCCACAAGCAACGGUCAUGUUAGAGCCAAAAGUUCGACUGUUGAGAAAGGAGCACCACAUGAUACAUCUGUUGCACCCAGUGUUUCAUGUGUAAUAGACAUAGUGGCUAGAAGCAUCGGUAGGUCAGGGAGAACAGAUGUUAUAUGUUAUUCUAGGCGCAGGGGUAAAAGGAAGCUGGAGCUGCUGGAGGUAAAGAAAGAAAACAUUGCAUUGGAUGAUGAUGUUCUAUGGGAUCAAUGCGAGGAAGAGUUGGCACUGGAGAGAACUGAUCCUUGUGAGAGUGCAAUGUCAACAGCUGGAUCUGCAGAUGUUAAACUUGCCGACAUAAAGAGAGAACUUGUGGAUAAUUCAGCCACAAGCAAGGUUAAAAAGAUGAAAAUAAACAGAUUUGAAUGCAAUAUUGAUUACUGCCGCAUGACAUUCAAGACAAGAGCAGAGCUUUCUGUCCACAAGAAAAACAUGUGCAUGGUCAAGUCGUGUAGCAGACAUUUCAGAUCCCACAGAUACCUGAGGCGUCACCAGAGUGUUCACAACGAUGAUAUGCCUUACAAAUGUCCAUGGGAGGGUUGCAGUAUGGCGUUCAAGUGGUCUGGGGAUCGGGCUGAGCAUUUCCAGGUCCAUGCUGGGGUGAAGCCUUAUAAAUGCACAACACCUGGGUGCAGCAAGAUAUAUAAGUUUAUUUCAGACUUUAGCCGGCACAGGAGGAGGUGCAAACCUCGGGGGUAAAAUAUUGUUUGAUACUACAAAAUUAGGAUAUUAGUAAAGUUUGUGCUUGCUACUGUAUAUGUUUUUAUUUAUUUGCUAGAAGAUCUAUCGCUCAACUGUUCUGACAACUUAUAGUGGGAUUGUUCGUCUCUUUGUUGAGAAAAAUGCUGCAAUCUUUAGUUUAGAAACUUUAAGUUUCACAAAUAUUGGUGUACGUUUGCGGAAGCUAGUUGAUAAUAUUCGCGUUGUUCGUUCGUCACAGUGUGAUAUAUGGAACCUGAGAAUUAGAGCUGUAAAUAGGAAUCUAUUUUUUAUUUACUUCUAUUAUUUAUUCCA
This is a messenger RNA of Phragmites australis (common reed), 2330 nucleotides long. RefSeq lists its product as uncharacterized. The transcript has 3 exons. NCBI's taxonomy places the organism in Eukaryota, Viridiplantae, Streptophyta, Magnoliopsida, Poales, Poaceae. Gene Ontology annotation, cellular component: nucleus. Gene Ontology annotation, molecular function: DNA-binding transcription factor activity, RNA polymerase II-specific; RNA polymerase II cis-regulatory region sequence-specific DNA binding. The record is from RefSeq and is a predicted model, not a curated record. Gene Ontology annotation, biological process: regulation of transcription by RNA polymerase II. The coding region runs from base 162 to 2015 and encodes 617 amino acids.